Molecule: messenger RNA, 1051 nt
Organism: Gossypium raimondii (Peruvian cotton)
Lineage: Eukaryota; Viridiplantae; Streptophyta; Magnoliopsida; Malvales; Malvaceae
Product: tropinone reductase-like 3
Exons: 6
Coding region: 69-836 (255 amino acids)
Molecular function (GO): oxidoreductase activity
Source: RefSeq, a predicted model, not a curated record
GAAGCCCUAUAUAAACGGAAAUUAGAGAGAACUCUCUUCACCGCCAUUGAUUUUUUGAAUUAUACGAAAUGGAGAAGAAAAUAGCAGCUAGAAGAUUUGAAGGUAAAGUCGCAAUUGUGACUGCUUCAACUCAAGGAAUCGGUUUCGGCAUCGCACAGCGCCUUGCUUUGGAAGGUGCUUCAGUCGUCAUCUCUUCUCGCAAGCAGAAAAACGUGGAUGAAGCAGUUGAAAAGCUUAAAGCUAAAGGAAUAUAUGUUCUGGGAAUCGUUUGUCAUGUAUCCGAUGCACAGCAAAGGAAGAAUCUAAUAAACAAAACCAUUGAGAAAUAUGGGAAAAUAGACGUGAUUGUAUCAAAUGCUGCUGUAAAUCCAGUUAAUGUGCCCAUGUUGCAAACCAAAGAAUCUAUCCUCGACAAGCUGUGGGAGACAAACGUCAAAGCAUCCAUACUUCUUCUGCAGGAUGCAGCUCCUCAUUUGCAGAAAGGUUCAUCUAUUAUUUUUGUUUCAUCAUAUGGUGGUUAUCAUCCUCAGCCUUCAAUGGCUAUGUAUGGGGUUACUAAGACUGCCCUUCUUGGUCUCACCAAGGCUCUGGCGGCUGAGAUGGCCCCAAAUGUUCGUGUGAAUUGUAUUGCUCCUGGUUUCGUACCAACUCGUUUUGCGGCAUUCGUAACAGCGAAUGAAGCCACGAAAAAGUCCUUUGAGGAUAAGACAUUACUGAAAAGGCUUGGCACACCGGAAGAAAUAGCAGCAGCAACUGCUUUCUUGGCUUCGGAUGAUGCUUCUUAUAUGACUGGAGAAACCAUAAUUGUUGCAGGAGGAACCCCCUCUAGACUAUAGACUAUGUUUCUUCUUGGGGUCUAAUAGCAGUUUUAGUCCCUCAAGUAUGCUGAAAUUUGAUAUUUAAACUUUCUACUUUAAUUUGGUAUUUUUAUAAUAUUAAUAACGGGUCUAAAUUGGUAACAUCAUUAUUUGUUGCCGUUGAAGUGAUGAUGUGAACCUUUAUUAACAUUAUAAAAAUGUAAGACCAAUUUAUAUUAAGGCAAAAGAUUAAA